GAGUUAUCGCUAUUUUUGCUUUUUUUAAACUUGUAUAGAAAAUUGAGAUUCUUGAAAAUAAAUUGUGCAUCGUUGUCGCAAGAAUAAAUGUAUACACCUUGAGCACACAGCAUAUCGCGCAGCCCUGACACAGUUGACAGUUCUUCAAAACAUAUAAACAAACAUACGCACAUCUACUUUCGGGCAACCGGUGUUUUUUCACCGAUUCAAUAAACCACAUUAGCGUACUAUUUCAGUUCAAUGAAUGAUACAACGUUAAAAUCGAUCGCAAAGAGCUUGGUUCCUGAAAAUUACCUGGCACUGGCAAACGAUGCACGAGCGGAACGUGAUAAAGAAAUCAAAAUGCUGCUCGAACAGCGUAAAUUGCCCAUUUCAGGAUGGAGCGACACGAUGAUCGAAUAUUUGGUAAGCGAGCUAGCUUUGCUGGACAGUAACAAUUUUCCUUCGCGCUGUGGUGUAGGCGAACGGGAAGGACGUGUUAUUUGUGAUCUCGUACGCCGAAGGCAUUACAACUUUUCCCACGGUAUUGGACGUUCCGGAAACUUAACAGAUGCACAACCAAAAGCGGCUGGUUCCACGAUUGUGGCAAAUCUAGCCAACAGUCUUGUGUGUGAUUUGAUCAGAUCGAUUGGCAUCCCGAAUUGUUCCAAGUCCAUCGUUAUUCCUCUGGCUACCGGCAUGACCAUGAUGCUUGCCUUGCGAGCUAUUCAUUCCAAAAGGCCCAAGACACGCUACGUUCUCUGGUCUCGGGUAGACCAACAAUCCUGUUUUAAAGCCAUAUCAGCCGCUGGUUUGAUACCAAUCGUUAUCGAUAGCUUGUUAGCACGGGAAUCUACCGUAACGGAACCAGCAAAGAAGCAGGAUGUCGAUUCGACGUUUUCCAGUGAUUAUUCAAGUUUUGCUUCGAAAAUUGAUGAACUCGGAGCAGAUCAAAUAUGUUGCAUCGUAUCUACGACGAGUUGUUUCGCGCCGCGUAGCAGCGACGAUAUUAUCGAACUGGCCAAGCUCUGUAAAGUGCACGACAUUCCCCACAUCGUGAACAAUGCUUACGGACUGCAGAGCUCAUACUUUAGUCACCAACUCAGUCAAGGCGCUAGAGCCGGAAGAAUUGAUCUGUUUAUUCAAAGCACGGAUAAGAAUCUGCUCGUUCCAGUCGGGGGUGCGAUAGUUGCAGGAUUUACCAACGAUACGGUUGAAGCCGUUGCCAAACUAUAUCCCGGUCGUGCCUCCGGCACACAGUCAUUGGAUGUACUUAUGACACUUUUAUCAUUGGGCAAGAAUGGCUACCACAACUUAAUGAAGGAACGAAAGGAAGUCUACCAAAUGCUUUUAGACGGACUAACGAAUCUGGCUCAAACUCAUGGCGAACGCAUCUUGCCCUGUCGCAAUCCAAUUUCAAUCGCAAUGACGCUGGUAUCGUUCGAAGGGAAAUCCGCCCGUCUGGAAAUGAUUGGUUCCAUGUUACUGAAGCGUGGUGUAUCGGGUUGCCGUGUAGUAAGCACCGCAGAGAGCAAAACCAUCGAUGGUAAUACUUUUCUCCAAUGGGGAUCGCAUAGUUCGAGCGCCAGUGUUCCGUAUCUCACGGCGAGUGCCGCACUGGGCAUUAGGUCACAAGAUGUAACUAAUUUUCUAGCCAAAUUGGAUGAAGUUUUGCCGUCCUGUACUUCCAAUAUCUUAAUGACACGACCCACAAUCAUCGUCCCUCGUUAUCGGCUAUUAAAGUUUUGAAAGUCAUUAAAGCCACUGACCAUGCGCAUGGAGACGACGUCCACAGCCGAACACAAUUACAGCGCCCCUGAGUGUGUAAUAUGAAGUGACCGCCCGUGCACAAUGUAGCCACCUUGGGGAACGUGCGCACAGAUGCACCUGCCGGCCGGAUUUUGGACAUUCGUAUCGCGUGCCCUUUACUCUUCGUACUACUGUUGGUUUUAACUUCAAGUGAGCUCGCAGCACCAGUUGCAUGGCACGUUCUACCCCACUGUGGACGAUUAUCAAUUUCAUCCAGCUCUCGACACCCGAUAAAGAAGGCUUGGAAGGGAAUAAGGAAAACAAAAGACACGUUUUCAGCUUGAAGCUUACAUCGCGUAAGCUUUCAACAUGUUGUGUCUUUCCCGUUCCAUCGUAGGUGUAACAUACGGAGGACAUUUCUUUUUGGUAGGGCAAACUUUUUAAAUUCCUUCUGCCUGAUCGUGGUGCUGGUUAGAUCGUAGUGCUUGUAGCGUGUGUACCAUCUGCCGCACCAAUUCCUUGGAACAGGUUCGUGUUAAUCAUAUCCACACCAGACCAGAUCGGCACAAAUGCCGCGUACCAGCGCACAAUCAAUUUCAGCAGAUCGAUUUCGGAAAAGUGUCGACCAUCGAAAAAUACAAACCAGAAACACACCGAAACUUUACCAGCUGCUCCGACUGUACAAUCCGGUGUACGAUUAAUAGCUUUAUGAUAAUUCACCGAAGCACCAUGUGGCUGCUGGGUUCAUUUUGCUGUGUGCAAUUAAUUUUGUCACCGUAUCGUGUGCCAAUCGGUUUUGUGUCGCUUGUUCGCGAAAUAAACAUAACAAUUAAAACACGGUACCGUUAUUGCUAUAGCCUGCCAGCUGUAUGAUUUGUUUGCUAAUUAAUUAAGUGAUUUGUUCGUUGAGGCGCCAUAAGAAAGUGGACAAGUUUCUGAUUCAUAAGCGUGUUAGGACGAAUUAUUAAACAAGUAAUAUAUUUAGUUUGCAGUUUUGUGUAAAAAAAAAUUAAUAACAAUUGCGUGUUUCGUGUCACGCAAAGCUGGUUAAGCUUUAAGGAUGUUUUUCGAUGAUCUGUGGUUUUGUUUUGUUAUUUACCAUUUUUUUUGUUUUGUUUUUCGGAUAAUUGCUUAUUUAAAUUCUUCUUAUUCUUUUACUCUAGGGGGGGGAAUCACUUCACACGCACCCUUCCUUCCUUAAUCGGGUUGCGGUUUAUUCGGUUUUUGGGCCAUUUCGGCAAGUUGCUUCUUCCGUUGCCCUUCGAAAGCUACAACAAGUUGCGCCAUCUUAUUCCCUUGAACCUUACAUUUUACGUGCCAUCGAAGAUGCCGCGGCAGCUGCCGAUCAGUUUUUUUUUUUCAUUUUUUGUUGUUUCAUUCAACCAUCUCCCCAUCCUUGAAGUUGUUGCCGUUCGUGCAAACGUACCGAGUUUUGUCCGCACACCUUUAAGGGUCGAACAUUUUCGUGGUCUUGUGUUUUCAUGCGUUUUUUUUGACCAACCGGUCUCUUUUUUACCUUCCGUAUAUGAUGGUAAGCGUAAAGAGAUCGAUGUCUUCCGCGGGGAAAGAAGACUGUUUUUUUACGUUUCGUUUCGUGUACUGCUGGUCAAACUCAACGGAACCCGGUGGUAGUUGUUGCUUCAAAAAACACGGUUGCAACCCUCCCUCGUCCUUGAUUCUGUCCUUUCGCGCGAUCCUCUUCCUUUCCUUCCACUGGGAAAGGUUCGACCAGCGUAAUGGUGGUGAUGAUUAUGAUGACGGUGGUACGUCUGCCGUAUGUUUAAGUCCAUGUCCACCAGGCACUUCCUGCAUCACGUUGCAGUGGUCCGCUUUCAACUCUCGCUAGUUGCUACAGGUUGCUUCAGUGAGGACGCGUUUUACAGGGCCAUCUUCAACAAAUGUGGAUGUGCCGGUGUCUACGGGCAGAUAGGUUUUUACGAUUUUCUUUACCCUUCAAAUGACGCCAACUUAUGCUGCACACCCAUGUGGAUGUGGGUUAAAGGAAAUGGGCUUCGUGUGUUAGAAUGAUAGCACUUCCUACUAAUUUUUUUAUUCCUGUUUUCCAGCACUUUAAAGCACGGAUAACUCUCGGAUACGUUGAUCGCAGACGAAAGAUCAGCAAUUUGAGUGUUAUUUCUCAACAGAACCUGACGAUCGUUAAGAUCUUAGCUUUACUAGCAGGUCCUCAAGCUUACAGUGGUCUGUGACAGGUGGCACAAUUGCACCUGGAUUCAAACGGAAAAAGGAAUAUCUGCUUUUUCCGUGUGGCAUUACAAUUACAUUUCAUCACAU
Anopheles funestus (African malaria mosquito) is the source of this 4020-nucleotide messenger RNA. Its product is annotated as O-phosphoseryl-tRNA(Sec) selenium transferase. Gene Ontology annotation, biological process: conversion of seryl-tRNAsec to selenocys-tRNAsec; selenocysteine incorporation. The record is from RefSeq and is a predicted model, not a curated record. Bases 241 to 1728 code for a protein of 495 amino acids. Lineage: Eukaryota; Metazoa; Arthropoda; Insecta; Diptera; Culicidae. The transcript has 5 exons. Gene Ontology annotation, molecular function: tRNA binding; O-phosphoseryl-tRNA(Sec) selenium transferase activity.